UGCUCGGCCGGUCCGUCCGUCCGUCGGCCCUUGCUGCCUUGCGCCCCGAGGCCAUGGAGCUGGCAGACGGCGUGGUGUACCAGGAGGACCCGGGUGGCCCCGGCCCGGCCAUGAUGUCGGAGCGGGUGUCGGGUCUGGCGGGCUCUAUUUACCGCGAGUUCGAGCGGCUCAUCGGGCGCUACGACGAGGAGGUGGUCGCCGAGCUGAUGCCGCUGGUGGUAGCCGUGUUGGAGAACCUGGACUCGGUCUGCGCGCACAGCCAGGAGACUAGCGUGGAGCUGGAGCUGCUGCGGGAUGACAACGAGCAGCUCCUCACUCAGUACGAGCGGGAGAAGGCGCUGCGCAAACAGGCCGAGGAGAAAUUUAUUGAAUUUGAAGAUUCUCAAGAACAAGAAAAAAAAGAUCUGCAGAUAAGAGUAGAAGCUUUAGAAUCACAAACCCGGCAGCUUGAACUAAAAGCAAAAAACUAUGCUGAUCAAAUUAGCAGACUGGAAGAGAGGGAAGCAGAACUGAAGAAGGAAUACAAUGCUCUUCAUUCAAGACAUACAGAGAUGAUUCAUAAUUACAUGGAGCACUUGGAAAGAGCCAAACUUCAUCAGCUGACGGGGGGUGAUCAGCUAGAGCCCAUCAUGCACAGUAGAAUUAGAAAGGAGCCACCUAUAUCACUGGGCAUCUUCCCACUACCUCCGGGAGAUGCACUUCUUACACCUGAUACUCAGAGAGGAACAGUGGAAACUCCUGGGUCCGAUACUUGGAAGUUCCGAGAACUAAGUCAGCCACGCUCUCGCACCAGCCUAAAGGAUGAAAUUUCUGAUGUUAGCCAAGCAGGUUCCAAAUCUACUACGCCAGUCUUAACUGCUGCUUCAGAUGUGCUUGCACCUGCUGAAUUUCCCCUAAAUGAAGAUAAGGAAAGGCUUGUGAAGAACUCUGAGACAGAGGACAAGAAAUUGGAUCUCAGCAAGCACAUUGAAGUGCAAGUAGCCCAAGAAACCCGAAGUGUAUCCAUUGGUUCUAAUGAAAAUGAAGACAAAUCUGAAGUUCAGGCAAUCAUUGAAUCCACUCCAGAAUUGGAUAUGGAUAAAGACCUUAGUGGAUAUAAAGGUUCAAGCACUCCUACCAAAGGCAUAGAGAACAAAGCAUUUGAUCGUAAUACAGAAUCACUUUUUGAAGAAUUGUCUUCUGCUGGCACUGGUCUGAUUGGGGAUGUGGAUGAAGGAGCAGACUUGCUGGGAAUGGGUCGUGAAGUGGAAAACCUUAUUUUAGAAAACACACAACUGCUAGAAACCAAAAAUGCCUUGAAUGUGGUGAAGAAUGACCUAAUAGCAAAAGUAGAUGAACUAUCCUGCGAGAAGGAUGUCCUGAAAGGAGAGCUGGAAGCUGUAAAACUAGCCAAACAAAAGCUUGAAGAGAAAAAUAAGGAGUUGGAAGAAGAACUUAGAAAAGCCCGCGCAGAAGCAGAAGAAGCGAGGCAAAAAUCAAAGGAAGAGGAUGAUAGUGAUAUUCCUACUGCUCAGAGGAAGCGAUUUACUCGGGUUGAGAUGGCUCGUGUCCUCAUGGAAAGAAAUCAGUAUAAAGAGAGGCUGAUGGAGCUCCAGGAAGCAGUGCGAUGGACUGAGAUGAUACGGGCAUCAAGAGAAAAUCCAGCCAUGCAGGAGAAGAAGAGAUCAAGCCUUUGGCAGUUUUUUAGCCGGCUAUUUAGCUCAUCAGGCAAUACUGCUAAGAAGCCAGAACCGCCCGUUAAUGUUAAGUACAAUGCACCGACCUCACACAUUACUCCGACAGUCAAGAAACGAAGCACCACUUUAUCUCAGCUACCCAGCGACAAAUCAAAAGCCUUUGAUUUCCUCAGCGAAGAGACUGAGGCUAGUCUUGCAUCACGCAGAGAGCAGAAGAGAGAACAGUAUCGCCAAGUGAAAGCGCAUGUUCAGAAGGAGGAUGGUAGAGUGCAAGCUUUUGGUUGGAGUCUUCCUCAGAAAUAUAAGCAGGUUGUAAAUGGUGGCGGUCAGAGUGAUAACAAGAUGAAGAACUUACCUGUGCCCGUUUACCUGAGACCACUUGAUGAAAAAGACACAUCCAUGAAGCUGUGGUGUGCUGUAGGAGUGAAUUUAUCAGGCGGGAAGACAAGGGAUGGAGGUUCAGUGGUUGGUGCCAGCGUGUUCUACAAUGAUGUAGCAACUGUAGAUGCUGACAGCAGCAAACAGAGAAGUGCAUCUCAGAGCAGUUUGGAUAGAUUAGACCAAGAACUCAAGGACCAGCAGAAAGAGCUGAGAAAUCAGGAAGAACUAUCAAGCCUCGUUUGGAUCUGUACUAGUACCCACUCUGCUACCAAAGUUAUCAUUGUAGAUGCUAACCAGCCAGGAAACAUCCUAGACAGUUUCAUUGUUUGCAAUUCUCAUGUACUUUGUAUAGCUAGUGUGCCAGGAGCUCGGGAAACCGACUAUCCUACAGGAGAAGAAGGCUCACAAGAACCAGACUCGGGUGUGGUGGACAAGUCAUCGUUGUCUGGCAGUAUGAAUAGCAACAGUUCAGCAGAAACAGACAGUCUGUUAGGAGGAAUCACAGUAGUUGGUUGUACAGCAGAGGGUAUUACGGGACCUUCUUUCCACAGUACCAAUGGUGCCUCCCCUGAGACAAAUAAACAGCCAGAUGUUGCAGUUGAAAAUGAUGCAGUAGAUGAGAACAUCCAGACAGCAGAAGAAGCAACCGAGGCAACAGAAGUCAACGCUGGCUCGGGAGAGGAAGUAGCCGAUAUUGCACAGACUGGUGUAUACACAGAGCAUGUCUUCACGGAUCCUUUGGGAGUCCAAGAUACUGUAGAGGGUUCUCCAGCAUUCCAGCCUAGCAGUGAAUCCGACUUGUAUAAAGAUGUUGCUGUAUUGCCAAAUGAGCAGGAUCUCGUAAGGGAAGAAGCACAGAAAAUGAGCAGCCUUUUACCUACUAUGUGGCUUGGAGCACAGAAUGGGUGCUUAUAUGUGCAUUCUUCAGUGGCUCAGUGGAGAAAAUGUGUUCAUGCAAUUAAACUUAAAGAUUCUAUUCUCAGUAUAGUACAUGUAAAAGGAAUAGUAUUAGUUGCACUAGCGGAUGGAACUUUAGCAAUAUUUCACAGAGGAGUAGAUGGACAGUGGGAUUUGACAAACUAUCACCUCCUAGAUCUGGGCCGACCUCAUCAUUCAAUCCGGUGUAUGACUGUGGUACAUGACAAAGUCUGGUGUGGCUACAGAAAUAAAAUCUAUGUGGUACAGCCGAAAGCCAUGAAAAUCGAGAAAUCGUUUGAUGCACACCCAAGGAAGGAGAGCCAAGUGAGACAGCUGGCUUGGGUGGGAGAUGGUGUGUGGGUGUCCAUUCGUUUAGAUUCCACACUUCGUCUUUAUCAUGCACACACUUACCAACAUCUACAAGAUGUUGACAUUGAGCCCUACGUAAGCAAAAUGCUAGGUACUGGAAAACUGGGAUUUUCAUUUGUGAGAAUCACAGCUCUUAUGGUGUCUUGCAAUCGAUUGUGGGUUGGGACAGGAAAUGGUGUCAUCAUCUCCAUACCAUUAACAGAAACUGUAAUCCUCCACCAGGGACGUUUACUGGGGCUGAGGGCUAACAAAGCCGCUGCAGGUUCUGGCAACCGUCCAGGCAGUGUCAUACGUGUAUAUGGUGAUGAAAACAGUGACAAAGUGACUCCUGGGACCUUCAUACCUUAUUGUUCAAUGGCCCAUGCACAGCUUUGUUUCCAUGGGCACCGUGAUGCUGUCAAAUUCUUUGUUGCAGUACCUGGUGAAGUGAUUUGCCCGCAGGCAGGAGGAGGCCCAGAACUAUCUGGUGAUAAAACGACCCUUUCGGCACAGGAACCGAACAGCCAGGCUCCUUUAAAAUCGAUGUUGGUGAUCAGUGGAGGAGAAGGGUACAUUGACUUCAGGAUGGGUGAUGAAGUGGGUGAAUCAGAACUCCUUGGAGAAGCACUACAAUUGGAGCCUUCUGUAGCCAAAGCUGAGAGGAGCCACCUGAUAGUGUGGCAAGUUAUGUGCAGCAGUGAAUAAGCCCCCCAGGGAAGUGGUUUAAGACUGCAAAAGCUUUUGCAUGUCUUCGGAUUUCGUUUUAUUUUUGUGGAACCUAUUUCACUGCAUAAAGUUUGAGCAUUUCUUUGCCAUUUGCCAUUACAUCACAAACCUUUCAAACCUUAAACAUACAGGAAUUUGCUUGUGCUGUUUUACUGCAUCAGUGUUAUGUAGCAAGAAGAAAUAUUUCCCCCAAACUGACAAAUACAUGCGACUUACUGUAGGCCCUACUGCAAUCUGUAAUAUAAUUCAAUUCCUUCCACUUUUUACCACAAAUUGAGUUCUAAAAUUUAGAACAGAUAUUUUGGAUUCAUCUGCAGAACAUUUAUUGAGUAAAACAGCAAAGUUAUUUCAAAAUUAUCAUAUGAAUUAUAUUCAGGUUAUGUUCUGUGCAUUCACUGAGGGCUAAAACAAACUGUAAGUCUUUGCUUUUUAAUUUCUAAGUUCUGCCAACUUUGUUUACCCUGGAUAUUGAAUGUCCUUUGUUCAUAUCACAAUCUCCCAGAUAAAGAGGAGUUUAUUUAGAAGUUCACUGAUGAUAACGUAAGUUUCAUGUUUAAUUGCUAAUAGCACUGAAAAUGAAAAGUACUGUCCUUAAUAAUAAGAAUUUUAGUAUCUUGGGAGAAUUCUUUCAUAGUGUCCUUUAUUUGAGAUUACUUGGAAAACAACCUGAUUUAAUCUCAAAGGACAUUCUUAGACUGAACGAUUUGCAACCUUCUUGUAUGCUCCUUGAGCUGAGGAGAGGUUAUUUUUGCAUACUGAUCAUCUUAGACUUUAGCUGGUCAAAUUCAUGGCACUUGAUGCAGAAGGACUCAAGCAGGGAGCAAAAUAGUAAAGAGCUUUAACUGCUUAAGCAACCAUGAGGGGAAAAUCAUCCCUAAAAUGCAUUAUUUUUCAUAGCUCAUUUAACUAGUGAAAUUGUAUACGGUAUUUUUCUUCUGUGGACUGAAUAAGGUAGGAGAGGUGCAGGUCACUUGCACUGGUGUAGAGUCACUGAUUUUAAUAGGGCACCAUUACUAUAUAAGCCCUUGUGGUCUACCCCUAAGCUUGAGGAAACAGAGAAAUAACGUCCUGCAACCCAUUCCAUUUGCUCACUAUAAACCUUCUUUUGAGUGUCCCUCCUUUUCUGCAGAUUACCCAAUUGAUGGAAAAGCUAAGUUGAAUGCUACAUUUUUAAUUCCUUGGUGUAUGACAACUUCCCAGCAUUUCAUUUUUUGGAAACUAUGAAUUAAAAUAUUAACAUUCAGCUAGUGCCCACCAAGAGACUCGGCUAUUCCCAUUAGAUGGGAGCAGACAAUAUUUAAAGUGACAGAAUGGAAGAAUUUCAAAAGAGUUUCAAACAACAACAUCACAAAACCAGAAGCAGUCUUGAAAAACUGCCUAAACAGUUUUAUGCAAUAGGAGCAGUUUGUGGUCAGUCAAGAAUACAUGUAUUUAUAUAAAUAUAUAUAUAUACACACAUAUUAAUUUUUUAAAAUCAUGUUAAGCUGAGGUCUAUUGUGUAAAUAUUUAUUUAGGCAGCUUUUUAAAAAAAGAAAUGAGUGUCUUACCUGAUGAAAUAAUCAGUAAAACUCCAUUCAGGUCUAUUGGUUAGAGAUUUAUAUAUAUAUAAACACUUUUUAAACACCAUAUUUUGUACACAGCUGAUAAGUUAUGGUAAGUAUGUAUUUAGACCAUGAAAUGUGUGGUUAAAAAUUAUUGAAUGUCUAAUACCUAGGUAAUGGAUUAUUUUCCCUCCAAUAUGCCAAAAGUGACUAGUGAUCACAAUUUACUCAAAAUUUACAGAUAGCUCAAAAAACCCUGAUCUAACACCUCUAUGAAAGAUCCAGAGAUGCAUGAGACUCCCCCCCCCACCUUUGUUAAGCACUUUUCAAAUAUGGGAGACUUUACAGAUAAAUUUGGAGAGGAUGCUCAGGAAGAAUGUUUGAAAACUUCACUGUUGUCAAGAUAGAUAUUUAGGAUUUUAUACUGCCCUCCAAGUACUGUGAGCUGUAUAUGCAGCUUGUAAUAUUGGGUGUCCAAAUGAAUUGCUUACUGUCUCUUGCAUGAACCCAUCAUCUUUGCCCCCACUGGACUCCUUAUAUUGAUUGGCAUGAUUUUUUGAAAAGUAUUCUCCAGAUCUUUCAUGGAAGGUUGAAUUGCCAUGUUUGCAUACUUGGAAAGAGGUGCAAAAGAUACGUUUUCUUUUCUCUUUUGUGUAGUGCUUUCAUUUUAAAAUGAUUAAUGAGCUAUUUCUCUGAAGUGCUUCACUGCUGUCAGACAACAGAUGCAUCUGGGUAGCAUGUUUAACGACUUGCCAGAUGUAUUGGGUAAACUGUGUCAUUCUGUUCUCAUUGGAUCAAUUGCUAAUUCACAGCUGAAAAGGCAAGCGUCCAGCAGAGACUUCAGCACUAUUAUCAGUGCAAGUGAAGGAUUAGCACACGUUCUCCUGUCCUUGUUCGUUUUGAAAUGUAUCCCCUGUCCUAAGGAAUAACACGUUUAGAAAGUGGGUGUCAGCACCAUUCACUGAGAUUUAUACACUCCCUGUUCCACAGCACUUUUUAACAGUUUGUGGGAAAACGCGCUAAUUCUCAUGCAUCAAACGAUUGCCUAAAAAAAAAAAAAAAAAACAGUUUUGAGAAUGUCUUCUGUAUCACGUACUCAUCGUUCUAAAAUCAGUAGGAAUGAAUCUCUUGAUAAUUAACAGCUUUGUCAAUAGUUUGAGAGAGCAUUUCAAGAACACACACAAAAUAUGCAGCACAUGAUUUGUCUGAGUAAAUGUGUCUUGCAUGGUAAAAGGUCAAAUUUAAGUUUAUAUAUCCUGCCAUAUUAAUUUCUUGUAAGGUCUUCCUGCGUUGGAUCAAGUAGAGCUGGCAGAGUGUAGACACUUUAUCAUAGGCUGCCUUAGUAACUAAGAAAUGUUUUAUAAUCCUGUAAUAUGCUAACUGUUCUAAAGAACAUGGUGUCUUGAAGAUAAUGUUUGAAUAUUUAUUUCCAUGUGAGUAUUAUGAAAGUUACCAAAGGACUGAAACUGACUUGGCACUCUUUUGUUGACCAUGUGCAUCAAGGAUUUUAUAAAGAUCCUGAGUUUGUAAAAAUGACACAGAGUGAAAAACACACUUCUUUGUGGAUGCUAACUUUAUUUUCCUAACGGGGUUAUGCCAUAUUGUAACGACCUAUGUUGCACCUCAAAACACUGUUCUAUACACUAAAUAUUCUCCUUCCUUCUAACAGUUUCAUUACUGCACAUUUCUCAAUCUUUUAAACAUGUUUUAAAACAUUUUAUGGUCAUUAAUUUUUUUGAAAAUGUUGUCUAGACACUUUAUGCUGAAUUUUCCUUGCCUCUGUAACCUUGAGAUGGAUACUGCAGCAUUAAACCUGCUGUCUGUUUAAAACUUGAGGCUUCUUUUCUGUGAGCCAGAAAGCUCAUAUAGCAGUGAAGUUAUUUCAGUAUUUAUUAUUGAAUCCUUGGGGGUUCAGAAUGUAACUUUGUACAUGAAAUAUAUAUAAAUAUGUAUAUGAAACGCA
This is a messenger RNA of Elgaria multicarinata webbii, 7553 nucleotides long. RefSeq names its product sperm associated antigen 9 (gene SPAG9). The coding region runs from base 54 to 4028 and encodes 1324 amino acids. Gene Ontology annotation, biological process: vesicle-mediated transport. The record is from RefSeq and is a predicted model, not a curated record. The transcript is spliced from 30 exons. NCBI's taxonomy places the organism in Eukaryota, Metazoa, Chordata, Lepidosauria, Squamata, Anguidae. Gene Ontology annotation, cellular component: cytoplasm. Gene Ontology annotation, molecular function: kinesin binding; JUN kinase binding; signaling receptor complex adaptor activity.